Moneuplotes crassus is the source of this 783-nucleotide messenger RNA. Lineage: Eukaryota; Ciliophora; Spirotrichea; Euplotida; Euplotidae. The record is from the annotation of a GenBank genome assembly.
AUUAAAUCAGAACACAUCCACAAUAUGGCUAGAAACGUAACUACAGAGUGGCAUGAUAUCCAAGUAGAGUUAGGAAAUUUUGUACCGAUUGAACUCCCUCCUACUGGAGAAGAGAUUAAUGAAGAAAACAUGGAGAUAAUGGAGGGGUAUGACCAGAAGAAAGCUCAUUCAGAUGAAGACUCUGAUCCAGAUUUUAGAGAAGAUGAAGAGGAGAAGGAAAUUAUUAAGGGGUUUAGGGAGAAAAGACUUCAAGAGAUGAAGGAGAAAGCCAAUAAGAAAGCAUUUGGAUAUGUUAAACACAUCACAAAGCAGGAUUGGGUUCUUGAAAUUAACGAAGCUCCAAAAGGAGUGCAUGUUGUCCUCUUGCUUUACCAAGAUUACAUUGAAUUGAGUGUUAAGUUAGUAGAGAUAUUCGAGAUACUAGCAAAGCAUUAUCCUCAUGUAAAGUUUUGAAAAUCCAUUGCCACUAAAUCGAUCCCUGAUUUUAAAGAUGCUCAUUGCCCUGGGAUUCUGAUUUACAAAGAUGGAGAAAUCGAACAUACUAUGAUCCCUGCACUUCCAGAGUUAGGAGGUUCCAAGAUGGACUUCGAAAUAGUUCAAUACGUCCUUGCCAUCAAAGGGGUAAUAGAAAUGGAUCUAUGAGAUGACCCAAGAGACAAGCUAUAUAAGAUGAACAUCACAAAGAAAAAGAAGGAGCACAAAGAUUCUGAUGCGAGUGAUGAAGAGGAAAGAGAUACUAAAGGUUAUCUGCAUACUCAUCAUUGGGCAUCAUACAAAAAGUAA